UAUGUUAAUCUGCUGUUUACCAUUUCGAGCAGACUACUAUAUCCGGGAGAAGAACUGGAUUUAUGGGGAUGUUCCUUGUCGUCUAAAAGUACUUUUUAUUUCCUUAAAUCGAGCAGGAAGCAUCAUGUUCCUCACAGCGAUGGCAAUCAAUCGGUAUUUUAAAGUAGUCCACCCUCACCACAGGGUGAAUACGACUUCUACAAAGUGUGCAGUGAAGGUAGCCGGCAGCUUGUGGAUUCUGGCCGUGGCAGUUUGCUCACAUCUUUUAGCAGAACCUCGCUCCUUCGAGCACGACAACCGGACAUACUGUGAACCCUUUGACAUGUCGAAUCCUCUCCGUCCCACAGCAAUUUGGACCGAUAUUGUUUUUAUUCUUUUCAAGUUUGCUAUCCCGGCUCCGAUUAUCCUCUUCUCCACGUCCUGCAUCAUCUGGAAGUUAAACCAGAUAAAAAUUGAGUUGAGAAGUAAAUACAAAAGAGCAAUGAAGCUUGUGAUCGCGGUGGCUGCAGUGUUUGUGAUUUGUUUCUUACCCACAAACAUUGCCGUUAUUGCUGUGUUAAUCGCGAAACUCAGAGGCGCUGAAGGCUGCAAAUCAUAUGAGACAGCUGUUCAUGUCUUUUAUAAUACACUAUUUAUGACAUAUCUGAACAGUGUCCUGGAUCCAGUUAUUUACUACUUUUCAAAAGAGAUGCACAGAUACCUGAUUAAGCUAACCAAAGCAUUCCAGUCAAAGAAGCCUAUCAAGUACCAGAGAAGGAAGAAGAAAGAGCUCCAACGUUUAAAAAUAUUAAUCCUGGUGACUGUACUAUUCAAGGAGAAAGUUGCUGGCUGGGGUGUUGAGAUGGCCCUAGAUCAGAUAAGUGACCUUGUGUAUGACAUCAAAAAACUUGCCAACCCAACUACCCACGCUUUGAAGCUGGUGAGCAAAGAGUUACAGGAGCCCUGGAUGAUGACACUUCGCAUUGGCUAG
Hemiscyllium ocellatum (epaulette shark) is the source of this 970-nucleotide messenger RNA. Its product is annotated as hydroxycarboxylic acid receptor 3-like. The record is from RefSeq and is a predicted model, not a curated record. Gene Ontology annotation, cellular component: membrane. Lineage: Eukaryota; Metazoa; Chordata; Chondrichthyes; Orectolobiformes; Hemiscylliidae. The transcript is spliced from 3 exons. Gene Ontology annotation, molecular function: G protein-coupled receptor activity. The coding region runs from base 2 to 970 and encodes 322 amino acids. Gene Ontology annotation, biological process: G protein-coupled receptor signaling pathway.